Messenger RNA from Anthonomus grandis grandis, 1471 nucleotides. RefSeq lists its product as uncharacterized. NCBI's taxonomy places the organism in Eukaryota, Metazoa, Arthropoda, Insecta, Coleoptera, Curculionidae. The coding region runs from base 348 to 1280 and encodes 310 amino acids. Gene Ontology annotation, molecular function: DNA binding. The transcript is spliced from 4 exons. Gene Ontology annotation, cellular component: transcription regulator complex; nucleus. The record is from RefSeq and is a predicted model, not a curated record. Gene Ontology annotation, biological process: regulation of transcription by RNA polymerase II.
CAUGCCAAGGGCGGUGGCGUCAUACCGCUGGCGUUGUCGGGCCGCUUUUACUAAACACAUGCAAUCAAAUGCGUCGCGGCACACAAGCCCGUUAGCGGCGACGGCAUCGCCUCGACAAUAUUUUUCCCGCCAGCAGAUAGCGGAGAACGCUCGAAACGCCGGAGGGAGCGGGCCGCCAAAGGGACGGUAUUCAACACUAUCAAAUGGGACGCGGCACACUAGAAAUUGCGGAACGUUGAGCGUGUCUCAUUUUUACGCAAUUUUUGUGGUAUUUAGCUAUUGAACUUUGUGUAUGACGGACGUGUUGUGUUCUGUGUUGUGUUCUUUUUCUAUUAUUUGCAUCCAUUAUGGAUACGGACAAAAUGAUCCAGUUAAUUCAAAGUUGCCCCUCACUGUGGGAUAAAGGAUGUGAUGAAUAUAAAAACAGAACGAUAAAGGAGAAAUGCUGGACUGAAAUUACUGUUCAAUUAAAUCAAGAGGAAUGGGAAGAGCUUAGUUCAGCAGACAAGCAGAAAAAAAUUGCAGAUGUGAAGUUGAAGUGGAAAAACGUUCGCGACCAUUUCCGCAAGACACUACAAGGACCCAAAAGCGGAGCUGCGGCCAAAAAAACCAAAUAUAUGUAUGCCGAUGCUUUGGAGUUCCUUCUCUCAGCUUCUAAGAAAAGAAGCACUUCUGGUAACAUUUCCUUCGACGAAGAGGAGCAUGAAUCACAAUUGGAAGGACACUCAGAGACCGACUCUUCUUCAUCUCAAGCACUACCUAUACCUCGACCUACACCCCCGUUAUCCCCUUCAACUUCAACUUCUACAACUGUUUAUUCCACCUCAACUCUGCCAAAAAAACCUAAAAUGUCGCAGUUCCAAUCCCAACUGCUAAAGACCCUUGAAAAGCCAAUGCCACAGCCCGAAAUAGAACCAGAUAAUUCAAACAAAUUGUUUAUGAUGUCCAUAGUACCCUUUAUGGACAAAUUAUCCGAAGGCGACAAUUUAGAGUUCCGGCAUUACGUUAACGAUUUCUUCAUCCAACUACGAAGGCGUAAAAGAGUUUCAGUGCCCCUCGGUUCAGGCUCAAGCACAAGCUCAGGAACCUCUUCUCCUUUUCCCGUGUCUUCUGCCUCGUUUUCCAAUAGCUUUGUGUCUUCCUCCCAACAUACUAAUUACAUUCAACACCCUUAUUCCGAUAACCAAACGUCGUAUCAUCAGCUUCAAACUAACACUCUUCCUUCCUACUACACGCAAUCAUUACCCAGCAAUCACCCUUCUGAAGAUGAACUUAUAUAAUUUAUAUUUUUUACUUGUUAAAAAACUGAAUUAACCAAAACCAAAUACAUUUGUGUCAACUAUAUUUUUCAGUUUGUUUUAUUUUGGAAUUAAGUACCCAUUUUAAAAAAUUAUAUAAGUAGGUAUAUAGCUUACCUUAAUGUAACUGUCAGUCUUUCUUCGGCACUAAUUGAUUUUCUCCACCUUGUGUU